Messenger RNA from Paecilomyces variotii, 3852 nucleotides. Its product is annotated as DNA mismatch repair protein MSH3. Gene Ontology annotation, biological process: mitotic recombination; mismatch repair. The coding region runs from base 329 to 3709 and encodes 1126 amino acids. Lineage: Eukaryota; Fungi; Ascomycota; Eurotiomycetes; Eurotiales; Thermoascaceae. Gene Ontology annotation, molecular function: mismatched DNA binding; ATP binding; ATP-dependent DNA damage sensor activity. The transcript has 3 exons. Gene Ontology annotation, cellular component: nucleus. The record is from RefSeq and is a predicted model, not a curated record.
AGCUCUGCGGAGGCGACGGCGAAUUCGGAUGAUACUACAUUGCGAAAACAUCAGCAUCUAUUCUUUGGUCCUCUGGCUCAACUGUGGUAAGAAUCGGCUGAUAGUGAAAUCAAAGUUAGCUGGAAGGCGUGGCUCAGUACAAACACUUGCAGCAGCAAUUAGAGGAGACAUGGGAAGCGACAGCGUCGACAGGAUUCUCGUCUCCUUCUAGAUUUUAUACGCCCGUUCUGAUAUCUACUCCUCCUCUGUUCUUUUUACAACCACGAUUUCUCCGCUGUCCACUCAGUUUCUCAUUCUGCAGUGUCUCUAGUCGCCGACGGAUGGCAAUAUGCCGCCCUUAUCGUCUCAAUCGUCCUUGUCGUCCUCACCAAGCCUCAAGCGAAAACAACAAUCCAUUUCGAGCUUCUUCACCAAGAAGACACCUGUGACGGAAAAUGGAGCCUCCAAAAGCUGUGCUGAGGAGCGGAGCGCUCAACCAGAGAAAAAGAAGGUCGCUGCAGGAAAAGAGAAUGAUAAGGAUGAAGCUAGGACAUAUGAGCCGGAGGAAGAAAAUGACGAUGAGGAUAUCGUACCACCUGCUCCGAAGAGACCAAAAGUGAACGACUCGCUGAAAGAGUCGGCUGGAGAACCGGAGAAGGCUAGCCAGUCUUUCCCUUCUAGCAGUGCUGGACGGACGGAGCGUUUCCGGUUUGGAAGUUCUCAGGUCUCGGAGACGGGAGUGGAUAGUCAAUCAAAUGAGGAUUCGCGUGAGACUGAUAAAGUCCGCAGAGAGAAGGACAAGCUACACCAGAAAUUCGUGAAGAGGCUCGGAGGCGCAGAUUGUCUUAUAGGCAUCGGGAGACCAACAGCUAUGGAAGAAGAGAGUGCUGCAGCUGAAGCUCAGGAUGGAGGCGAUGAGGAUGAGGAGCCUGCACCCCCGCCUACGAAAGGAAGGGGUGGAGCUUCGAAGAAGGGUGGUAGCAAGCUUACGCCUAUGGAGAAGCAGGUCAUUGAGAUCAAGCGUAAACACAUGGACACAAUCCUGGUGGUGGAGGUCGGGUACAAAUUCAGAUUCUUUGGUGAAGAUGCCAGAGUGGCUGCGAAGGAGUUGAGUAUCGUGUGCAUUCCGGGAAAGAUGAGGUUUGAUGAACACCCUUCUGAGGCACACCUGGACCGCUUUGCCUCGGCGAGUAUACCCGUGCACCGACUGCAUGUCCAUGUAAAACGUUUGGUCGCUGCUGGACAUAAGGUUGGAGUGGUGAGGCAGAUCGAAACAGCUGCCCUGAAAGCCGCAGGCGACAACCGCAACGCCCCAUUUGUUCGCAAGCUCACGAAUCUCUACACAAAGGGAACCUAUAUCGAUGAUGUAGAAGGAUUGGGCGAGCCUACUGCCGCUGCAUCCGGUGGUGCAUCCCCUGCUACUGGAUACUUGCUCUGCAUAACGGAGACAAAUACCAAAGCCCUGGGUACAGAUGAGAAGGUUCAUGUCGGCAUUAUCGCUGUCCAACCUGCUACGGGCGAUAUCAUAUAUGACGACUUCGAGGACGGAUUUAUGAGAAGCGAAAUCGAGACGCGUUUGUUGCAUAUCGCUCCUUGUGAAUUCCUCAUUGUUGGUGAGCUCUCAAAAGCUACAGAGAAGCUUGUGCGGCAUCUUUCUGGAAGCAAAACGAAUGUUUUUGGGGACAAGAUCCGGGUGGAAAGAGUUGCACGAUCAAAAACCACAGCUGCAGAGUCCCAUAGUCACGUUUCAAGCUUCUAUGCAACUAAGAUGAAGGCCCCCGGCACCGCCAAUGAUACCCAUGCCAGCAAUCUCCUCCAGAAAGUGUUGAAUCUUCCAGAACAAGUCACUAUAUGUCUAUCUGCGAUGAUCAAACACAUGUCUGAGUACGGUCUCGAGCAUGUCUUCGACCUGACCAAGUAUUUCCAGUCAUUCUCUGCAAGAUCCCACAUGCUUCUCAAUGGCAACACGUUGAUGAGUCUCGAGAUCUACCAGAACCAAACAGACAAUUCUACCAAAGGCAGUCUAUUCUGGACGCUGGAUCGAACGCGUACUCGCUUCGGACAGAGACUACUUCGCAAAUGGGUUGGCCGGCCCUUGCUUGAUAAAGCCAAGUUGGAAGAGCGAGUUAGCGCAGUUGAGGAGCUGAAAAGUCCGGAGCGGACCGUCCACGUCGAACGCUUGAAAGCUCUACUGGGUAAGGUGAAAAGUGACUUGGAAAAGAGUCUUAUCAGGAUAUACUACGGAAAGUGCACCCGCCCCGAGCUUCUCACUGUCCUCCAAACAAUGCAGAUGAUCGCGAAUGAGUUCUCUGAUGUCAAGACACCUGCGGAUUCUGGGUUCAGCUGCACUGCGAUCAGUGAGGCCAUUGCUUAUCUCCCUAUCAUUCUAGACGACGUGGUCAGCUUCUUGGAUAAAAUCAACAUGCACGCCGCAAAGAACGAUGACAAAUACUCUUUCUUCAGGGAAUCUCACGAGACCGAAGAUAUCACUGAGCAAAAGCUCGGUAUCGCAAGUAUCGAGCAUGAGUUACAAGAGCACCUCUCGGUAGCAGCUGAGACCCUUGGAAAGAAGAAAGUCGACUACGUCACUGUUGCUGGUAUCGAAUAUCUCAUUGAGGUCGAUAAUAACUCCCCAUCUAUGAAACGUGUCCCUGCCUCCUGGGCCAAAAUCAGCGGCACGAAGAAGCUUUCGCGCUUCCAUACGCCGGACGUUAUCAAGAUGAUCCGUCAGCGGGAUCAGCACAAAGAGGCACUGGCUGCUGCUUGUGAUAAGGCGUUCAUGGCGUUUCUCGCGGAAAUAUCGGCCAAUUAUCAGUCUUUUCGAGACUGCAUUCAAUCACUGGCAACGCUGGAUUGCUUGCUUUCUCUGGCAGCCAUUGCCAGCCAGCCGGGCUACGUCAAGCCCCAAUACACAGAAGAAACGCGCAUCUCUAUAGAGAAAGGUCGUCACCCAAUGGUCGAGCAGCUCCUUCUCGACAGCUAUGUCCCAAAUGAUACUAACCUUAGCACCGAUGAGACGCGCGCUCUUCUCGUCACAGGCCCUAAUAUGGGCGGAAAGUCGAGUUAUGUCCGACAGGUCGCUCUCAUUGCAAUCAUGGCCCAGAUAGGUUCUUAUGUGCCGGCGGAAUCUGCGACUCUUGGCAUGCUUGAUGCCGUUUUCACACGUAUGGGCGCAUUUGAUAAUAUGAUGGCUGGUGAAUCGACCUUUAUGGUCGAGCUGUCAGAGACAGCAGACAUACUUAAACAAGCUACUCCCCGUUCGCUAGUCAUCCUUGAUGAACUUGGCCGCGGAACAUCCACCCACGACGGAGUGGCCAUCGCACAAGCCGUCCUGGACUACAUGCUCCGCUCAACUCGCAGUCUUACCCUCUUCAUCACGCACUAUCAGCAUCUCUCCAGCAUGGCCCAGUCUUUCCCAGACCAUCAACUACGUAAUGUGCACAUGCGCUUCACCGAGUCCGGAUCCGGGACCGACGAAGAGAUCACAUUUCUCUACGAGGUAGGCGAGGGUGUCGCGCAUCGUAGUUACGGAUUGAACGUCGCACGUCUAGCGAACCUGCCUCAUUCCGUCCUGGAAGUGGCCAAGCAAAAGAGUGCAGAAUUGGAAGAGACGAUUCGUCGCAAGAGACUCGGAGCUCUCGUAAAGACGGUGCAUGAUAUCGUGGACGAUGGCCCCAAAGAUACGAACGUACUUAUUGACAAGCUGAUGAUGGGAGCGGAUGCAUUGUAAUAGAUGAAGCGGCUGCCUCGUUACUGGUCUUCCAGUAAGAACCGUGUGCAAAUGGCGAUAUUUAUUUCGGCUGUUGGUAAUGUAAAAGUAAAAUAGAGCAGGAUACCCCUUUGUACAAUACUAUGUGUGUAGUUGGUCACUUA